Heteronotia binoei (common prickly gecko) is the source of this 2043-nucleotide messenger RNA. RefSeq names its product oocyte zinc finger protein XlCOF6-like. Gene Ontology annotation, molecular function: DNA-binding transcription repressor activity, RNA polymerase II-specific. The record is from RefSeq and is a predicted model, not a curated record. Gene Ontology annotation, biological process: negative regulation of transcription by RNA polymerase II. The transcript is spliced from 2 exons. Lineage: Eukaryota; Metazoa; Chordata; Lepidosauria; Squamata; Gekkonidae. The annotation marks the transcript as partial.
AGAGAUGAAAUACAGCAUAAUGUACAGUUUCCAAAGUGCUGGAUACUGAAGACAAGUCAAUCCAUUCAGUGUGGAAAGUACUUCAGAAAUAGAUCACAGUUCCUUGUGCACCAAAGAAUACACAGAGGUGAGAAACCUGUUGAAUGUUCACAGCACCAGAAAACCCACACAGGGAAGAAACCUUUUGAAUGCUUAGUGUGUGGAAAGAGAUUCAGUCAGAAUGGCCAUCUUCAACAGCAUCAGAUAACUCACACAGGGGAGAAACGUUUUGAAUGCUCAGACUGUGGGAAAAAAUUUUGUUGGAGUGCUGCUCUUCAAAUGCACCAAAGAAUCCACACAGGGGAGAAACCUUUUGAAUGCUUAGCAUGUGGAAAGACAUUCCGUCAGAGUGGCACUCUUCAACGGCAUCAACAAACCCACUCAGGGGAGAAACCUUUUGAAUGCUCAGAGUGUGGAGAUAAAUUCAGGUUGAGUGGCCAUCUUCAAAAGCAUCUGAGAUGCCACAGAGGGGAGAAACCUUUUGAAUGCUCAGAAUGUGGAAAGAAAUUCAGUCAGAGUGCUGCUUUUCAACAACAUCAAAGAACCCACACAGGGGAGAAACCUUUUGAAUGCUCAGUGUGUGCAAAGAGAUUCAGUGGGAGGGGAAAUCUUCAGAAGCAUCAGAGAACCCACACAGGGGAGAAACCAUUUGAAUGUUCAGUGUGUGGAAAGAGAUUCAGUGAGAAGGGGAAUCUUCAACUGCAUCAAAGAACCCACACAGGGGAGAAACCUUUUGAAUGUUCAGUGUGUGGAAAGAGAUUCAGUCAGAGUGGCAGUCUUCAGUUGCAUCAAAGAAUUCACACAGGAGAGAAACCUUUCGAAUGCUCAGAGUGUGGAAAGAGAUUCAGUGAGAGGGGGCGUCUUAGACAGCAUGAGAGAACCCACACAGGGGAGAAACCUUUUGAAUGUUCAGUUUGUGGAAAGAGAUUCAGUAUGAAGGGGAAUCUUCAUCUACACCAAAGAACCCACACAGGAGAGAAACCUUUUGAAUGCUUGGAGUGUGGAAAGAAAUUCAGUUGGAGUACUGCUCUUCAAAUUCACCAAAGAACCCACACAGGGGAGAAACCUUUGGAAUGCUCAGAGUGUGGAAAGAGAUUCACUCAAAGUGGCACUCUUCAACGGCAUCAAAGAACUCACACGGGGGAGAAACCUUUUGAAUGCUUAGUGUGUGGAAAGAGUUUCAGUGUGAAGGGGAAGCUUCAACUGCAUCAAAGAACCCACACAGGUGAGAAACCUUUUGAGUGCUCAGAGUGUGGAAAGAGUUUCAGUCAGAGUAUCACUCUUCAAAGACAUCUAAGAACUCACACAAGGGAGAAACCUUUUGAAUGCUCAGAGUGUGGAAAGAGAUUCAGUGAGAAGGGAAGUCUUCGACAGCAUCAAAGAACUCACACAGGGGAGAAACCAUUUGAAUGCUUAGAGUGUGGAAAGACAUUCAGUACGAGUAGCAGUCUUCAACAGCAUCAGAGAACCCACACAGGGGAGAAACCUUUUGAAUGCUUAGAGUGUGGAAAAAGGUUCCGCCAGAAUAGCAAUCUUCAUCUGCAUCAAAGAACCCACACAGGUGAGAAACCUUUUAAAUGCUCAGAGUGUGGAAAGAAAUUCAGUCAGAGUUGCAGUCUUCAGGAGCAUCUAAAAACCCACACAGGCGAGAAACCUUUUGAAUGCUCAGAGUGUGGGAAAAGAUUCAGAGUGAGAGGGAAUCUUCAGAAGCAUCAGAGAAUCCACACAGGGGAGAGACCCUUUGAAUGCUCUGUGUGUGAAAAGAGAUUCAGUGAGAAUGGCACUCUUCAAAAGCAUCGGAGAACCCACACAGGGGAGAAACCUUUUGAAUGCUCAGUGUGUGGAAGGAGAUUCAGUCUAAGUGGCACUCUUCAUUUGCACCAAAGGACUCACACAGGGGAGAAACCUUUUGAAUGCUUGGAUUGUGGGAAAAAAUUCCGUUGGAGUGGCAAUCUUCAACAGCACCAGAGAACUCACACAGAGGAGAAACAUUUUUUUGCUUGA